Messenger RNA from Colletotrichum phormii, 1356 nucleotides. RefSeq names its product pectinesterase. The transcript is spliced from 2 exons. Gene Ontology annotation, molecular function: pectinesterase activity. The record is from RefSeq and is a predicted model, not a curated record. The coding region runs from base 161 to 1147 and encodes 328 amino acids. Lineage: Eukaryota; Fungi; Ascomycota; Sordariomycetes; Glomerellales; Glomerellaceae. Gene Ontology annotation, biological process: pectin catabolic process; cell wall modification.
CCAACCCCUCGGCACUAGAAGCCUUGUGGGCCUCUUGAUUGAAGUACAUAAAGGAGAGCCAAGCCGCUCUAUAGCUGCUAGACCGGAUGAUCUCCUCUUAGGCCAACCUUGGGACGAACCAAGACCACAUUCUUUUCCAUUCUUCUUUUCACUCGACAUAAUGAAGUCUUUUCUUACCGCUCUUACCUUCGUCACGGCGGCGCUGGCAGCCAGCCGCACCUCCGCCCCCUCUGGAUGCCUGACUGUCAAGAAGUCUGGCGGCCAAUACAGCACCAUCCAGAAGGCCGUCGACGCCCUUUCUACCACCGACUCCGCCAAGCAAUGCAUCUUCAUUGACCAGGGCACCUACAGCGAGCAGGUCCUCGUCCCCGCGCGGACAGCUCAACUCACCAUCUACGGAUACACGGCCGAUACGAGCAGCUACGCCGGCAACAAGGUGACCAUCACCGCCAAGAAGAGCCAGGCCGACGGCCUCAACAACGACGCCAGCGCCACCCUCCGCAUCAAGGCCAAGAACUUCAAGCUCUACAACGUCAACGUUGCCAACACCUACGGCAAGGGCAGCCAGGCCGUGGCUCUCAGCGCCUACGCCGACAGCGCAUACUAUGCCAGCGCUUUCACCGGUUUCCAGGAUACCCUUCUCGCCCAGCAGGGCAACCAGCUGUACUCCAAGUGCCUCAUUCAAGGUGCUACGGACUUCAUCUUUGGCCAGAUGGCCAUGGCCUGGUUCGAGAGGUGUGACCUUCGUGUGGUGACUGCCUCUCUCGGCUAUGUCACUGCCAACGGCCGUGCCAGCUCGUCCUACACGUCCAAGUACGUCUUCAACAGCUGCAACAUAGCAGCCGCCUCCGGAAACACUGUCGCCGACGGGGCCUACUACCUCGGCCGUCCCUGGGGCCAGUACGCUCAGGUCGUCUUCCAGAAGACCUCCAUGACAGGCAUCAUCAACUCCGCGGGCUGGCACCAGUGGAACGACGGCGACCCUCGCACCGCCAAAGUCCUCUUCGGAGAGUACCAGAACACCGGCAUUGGUUCCCAGGGCACUCGUGCUAGCUUCUCCAAGAAGCUCAGCGCUGCCGUUACUCCUGCCAGCGUUCUGGGCAGCAGGUACACCAGCGCGGCUUACUACGAUUCCGCUUACAUGUAAGGGAUGAUCAGGAUUUCAUAAGCUGGAAAAGCUUCGGGUCGCCGGGCAGAACCAUACUCAUUCUUCGUAUAUACUCUUUUACUAAAUAUAUCCGCCAGUUCCAAUUGGAACUAUUGUGAAUACCAACCAACGCAUUGCGUGCCGUCCACAUCAGUCUCGGUAUGACUUUAUUUUCAUCUUCUGGUGGACUGAGUCCCUCUUCAGCACCC